AUUCCAGUGACUUGAUGCUAAGAAUUUACAGAGCCGAGUCAUAUGUUGGCCUCCAAGAAUAUAAAACAGCCAUAGAAGAUCUAAAUUUUGUUAUUUCUAAAAUGCCAAAUUGGCCAGAGGUCUACUUCCGGAAAGGAAAAGUGCUGCAAGACUCUGGCUUUGUGGGUGAUGCCUUACAACUGUUUCUACAGUGCUUAGCCCUUGAUGAGGACUUUCUUCCAGCCAAGCUAGAAGUAGAAAGGACAUUGUGUGAUGUGCUGUCUCCAGAGAAGUUAGGAGAGAGUCUGAAGGAAUCUGCUUGGAAUUCACCACAUAUUCGAAAUAAACCUUUUAUACUUGGUUCUGAGGUGACCGAGUCUUGCUGCAACUUAGAGCUUUGUCCUGAGCAGAGUUUAGGAGGAUCAGAGGUACUGGAGCCUGUCAGUGGAAGCUUAAACCGUGCACAGUCUGCCCAUGCUCUUAACUCAACAAAAGGCCUUGCCAAGGAAGAUGGCUUAAAGAGAGUGUCUUCUGAACCCCUUCUCUCUGGCCAAGAAAAAGGUGCUUUGUUGAAAAGAAAGCUUUCCUUUUCAGAACAGGAUACAGUUCUAUGUGAAGAUGGAAGAAACAAACACAAAAAGCAAGGAGAAAGUACAAAAAGGGACAUGACACUGGCUUUUGGAACAAUUCCAGGGGAUUUGAUUGAUGUAUCAGAUUUUGAGUGCUCUCUAUGUAUGAGGCUGUUCUUCGAGCCAGUGACAACCCCUUGUGGACACACUUUUUGCAAAGGUUGCUUGGAACGGUGUUUAGACCAUGCUCCUCAGUGUCCACUCUGUAAGGAGAGUUUGAAAGAGUACCUUGCAAGCAGAAAAUACAGCAUCACAGAACUGCUGGAGGAAUUAAUAAUGAAAUAUUUAUCUGAUGAAUUAUAUGAGAGAAAAAGAAUUCAUGCUGAAGAAACCGCUGAACACUCAAACUUGACCAAGAAUGUUCCAAUGUUUGUUUGCACUAUGGCAUAUCCUACUGUGCCUUGCCCUCUACAUGUGUUUGAGCCAAGAUACCGACUAAUGAUUCGUAGAAGUAUGGAAACUGGGACUAAACAGUUUGGGAUGUGUAUAAGUGAUUCUCAAAAUGGUUUUGCAGAUUAUGGAUGCAUGCUGCAAAUUAGGAACGUUCAUUUUCUACCUGAUGGACGGUCUGUUGUUGAUACAGUUGGUGGAAAGAGAUUUAGAGUUUUACGGAGAGGGAUGAAAGAUGGUUAUUGCACUGCAGACAUCGAAUAUUUGGAAGAUGUUAAGGUUGCUGAUGAAGAAGAACUAAAGAAACUGAGAGAACUUCACAAUUUUGUUUACAAUCAGGCCUGCAGUUGGUUCCAAAACUUAAGAAACAAAUUUCGCACUCAAAUUCUUCAGCACUUCGGGCCAAUGCCUGACAGGGAAGAAAAUAUACAGGCAAUGCCGAAUGGUCCUGCGUGGUGUUGGUGGCUUCUAGCUGUUCUCCCAGUAGACCCCAGAUAUCAGCUGUCAGUUCUCUCCAUGAUGUCUUUAAAAGACCGUCUGAUAAAAAUCCAACAUAUACUCACAUAUUUUUCUAGAGACCAGUCCAAGUGACUAACCGCCUGGGUCUUCCUGAAAAGUUACUCUGUUCUGGUUGUAGUAGCAGCUGGAAUUUUUGCUGCCUUUGCACAUCUAGCACUGGUUUGAGAAGUGUAAUGGAACUGUUUUUUCUCUCUCCUCCCCACCCUCCCGACUUCCUGAACCACGUGGUUCUUUGAAUGCACACUUUCUUCAACUAUGAGAGAAGACCACUGAUGAUUGCACAAAGUCAAUCCAGCUAGAUAUGUUUUUCACGUUAUCUACAUUACAAUUUGCACUAUGUAGAAGAGAACCUUUUUGAGACUUGAUAAUUUUAGCCACUGACUUUUUAAAGCUGUGGGAAGUGCAGGACUUAAGGCGGACAGUCCAAGUUUACAACAUUGAGGAGGUAUUAAAGGUUUUGCAAAUGUUUGCCUCAUACAACUGUUCUUUUGCUGUUUGCACAAAUAUUUGAAAUAUAGUAUUGAAUGUCACUGUUGGAUAUUACU
Messenger RNA from Fulmarus glacialis (Northern fulmar), 2062 nucleotides. It is a transcript of the gene LONRF1, whose product is annotated as LON peptidase N-terminal domain and ring finger 1. The transcript is spliced from 11 exons. The annotation marks the transcript as partial. Gene Ontology annotation, molecular function: protein binding. NCBI's taxonomy places the organism in Eukaryota, Metazoa, Chordata, Aves, Procellariiformes, Procellariidae. The record is from RefSeq and is a predicted model, not a curated record.